UGGACUAGCGGCAAGACCUUCACUGUUGGUGACAGCCUCAUGUUCAAUUAUGGAAGUGGGCACACCGUAGAUGAAGUGAGUGGAAGCGACUACAAGUCUUGCACAGUAGGCAAUGCGAUCAACACAGACAGUAGUGGGUCCACCAGCAUUCCUCUCAAGGCCACCGGGACUCGUUACUUCAUAUGUGGUGUAGUUGGUCACUGUGGCAGUGGCAUGAAGCUAUCUGUCACCGUCACUGCCGCCUCCACCACUGCACCCUCGGGAUCUCCGCCUUCCACCACCACCCCUUCUCCAACAACUACCACUCCGUCAACGCCAACCACCACUCCGUCAACGCCAACCACCACUCCGUCAACAACAACCACCACUACAACACCAUCGCGCUCGGCUUCGUCUUCAUCGGGAACUCUUCUCCCUCCUUCUGUAGCUGUGGUGAUGGUUACUUUGGUUUCAUUGUCUAGGUUUAUUCUUUCGUAAUUUUGGCAAGGGUGGGUUGUUGCUCGAGCCAGGAUAGGGGCAGUGCUCUCUCUCUCUCUCUCUCUCUCUCUUCACGUUUCUCUUUUUCUCUCUGUUUUCGGUUGUAUUGAGAUUUUAGUGCUGUUAUGAUUUUUUUUGAGCUGGA
This is a messenger RNA of Camellia sinensis, 622 nucleotides long. Its product is annotated as blue copper protein-like. NCBI's taxonomy places the organism in Eukaryota, Viridiplantae, Streptophyta, Magnoliopsida, Ericales, Theaceae. Gene Ontology annotation, cellular component: plasma membrane. Gene Ontology annotation, molecular function: electron transfer activity. The record is from RefSeq and is a predicted model, not a curated record.